Molecule: messenger RNA, 1387 nt
Organism: Chilo suppressalis (striped riceborer)
Lineage: Eukaryota; Metazoa; Arthropoda; Insecta; Lepidoptera; Crambidae
Source: the annotation of a GenBank genome assembly
GCUUCUGUCAUUAGCCGCCAGAAAAAAACGAUUGCGCUCCGCUUCUCUUUUGGAAUUUAUGGUACUGUAACAAGGCUCCCUUUUGUGUUACCGUGUCAUUUUGUGGUAAAAUAUCCUCGGAAAACUCAUCAACAAUGCGCGAUUAGGACUUGUAUCGCGGAAAUAAGUGGUUUUCUCGAAUUUGGGAAUCAGCGGCCGUGUUUUAUGGAUCAAUAUCGUAGUUACUAUUAUGUGCGUAUAGCGUCCACUUAGCGUCAUCACGAAUCUGCAAAUGGAGACUAAAUCCGGCGUCGGCAUUCAAGAUCACUGGAUGAAAAGUAUGAUGGAGCCGGCUGGUAGCGACAAAGACAACCGUAAUUGUGUCAAACGCGAAAAAAUGGGUGAACCAUACAAUGGUCCGGAAACUGUGACCUACGAGUUGAAACAACAGCAAAGCGACGCGCGGUACAGAUGCGACGUUUGCGAUCUGACUUUCGAAGGUAUGGAGUACUUGAUGUUGCACAAAAAGUUUCAUGGCAAUGACAAAGAACCACCUAUCAUUGAGCCAGAGCCAACAGUGGUCAAGGAGGGCCCGAAAAAGCGGCGUAAAUUCAAAUGCGACCAGUGUGAUGUCAAAGUCAAUUCUCAGUAUCACCUUGACAUUCACCACAGCAAGCAUGAAGGUGCAGCUUCCAAAAAGUACAUUUGUCAAGUGUGCGACCGCAGUUUUGUUGCAGCUCAGUUCUUGAAAAGCCAUAUGCAAACUCACUCUUCGGUCAGCACAAUAAACUGUGAGAUCUGUAACAAAAGUUUUACCGGACAGGCAUAUCUGAAACUCCACAUGCAGUUACACAAUGAUGUUAAGAAAUUCAAGUGUUCAAAAUGCGACGAGAUGUUCCCCACAAAGAAUUGCCUUAAAAUUCACAUGAAAAAGCACACAAAAGUGAAAAACUUCAAGUGCGACUUCUGCCUUAAAUUGUUUGUGUCCAAAAUAACAAUGGAAAAGCAUCGACAGACACAUGAAGGGCAGCCUGUGGAUUGCCAAGUGAAAUGUCCUCAGUGCGACAGAACUUUGCAUGCUUCGUUGCUGCGUACACAUAUCGCUAGAUCACACCCUUCCAUCAUAGAAGAUGACGUGAAGAGACCACACAAAUGCCAGACGUGUGGAAAGAGUUUCAUUGUAAAAAUCAAUCUCAACCUUCACAUAAGGGUUUGCCAUCCUGAUCUCGCUGAACCGGAGGACGAAGAUGAAGACGUUAUGACCGAUAACUCUUAGUUUAUAAUUACACAUAUUCUCAUGUAUUAUUAUGGAUAAUUAUACUUUUUUAUGCUAACCGAUAAUUUGAUAUUUUAUGUUUAUAAACAAGCUUUUAGUUAACCCAUAUUAUAAUUAAGUAUUCAUAUUGAA